UUACUUCCUAGAACUACACGAAGUCGUAACACUUGCAUUUAGAUAUGCUAUGUCUCAUUUGCUGGGUAAGGUGAUGUGUUACGAAAGAAGGGGGGUCCCAGAUAUGUCUAUGCUGUCCCUGAGACCUGAAGUCUUACAUAAACCUUACAGCCUAAUCUGACCUGCAAUCUCUGGAAUCACCUGUUGGAGGUCACCUGGUGGUGUCAACUAGCCCUCAG
Messenger RNA from Acanthoscelides obtectus, 218 nucleotides. Lineage: Eukaryota; Metazoa; Arthropoda; Insecta; Coleoptera; Chrysomelidae. The record is from the annotation of a GenBank genome assembly.